Molecule: messenger RNA, 1039 nt
Organism: Drosophila serrata
Lineage: Eukaryota; Metazoa; Arthropoda; Insecta; Diptera; Drosophilidae
Product: transmembrane protease serine 9-like
Biological process (GO): proteolysis
Molecular function (GO): serine-type endopeptidase activity
Source: RefSeq, a predicted model, not a curated record
AUGAAUACCACUGCAAUUGGAAGUAUUUUCCUCGCCUGGCUGUGGGUCCUGCUUCUCCUUCGCCCUCAGCCAGGAUCCGGGCAGCUCCUGGACGCGGCAUGCGGAAUUCGUGCUCCCCCAAUUGCUUCCGAAGUGAUCCGCGGCAACAUUGCGGGAUUGACCUCUAGUCCCUGGAUGGUAUUUCUUCAUUCGACCGACAAUAUGUUCGUUUGCGGCGGAUCCCUGAUCACUCCCCGACUAGUACUAACGGCAGCGCAUUGUUUUUUACCCAACACACAACUGGUUGCUCGUCUGGGAGAGUACCAAAGAAGCCAGGAUGACAAGUGUCAUAACACUGCGGCGGGUCCUUACUGCACUGUCCGAGAGGAGCACUAUAUAGACGCUGUCUUUAAGCAUCCGCUCUAUGAUACGGCAACGCAAUCCAACGAUAUUGCCAUUCUACGAAUGAUAAACCCUGUGGUCUACAAAAACAACAUAAAGCCCAUUUGCAUCGUCUUGAAUCCCAGAUGGAGAAACUAUAUCGAUAACCUUACUUCCCUCGUCGGCACUGGAUGGGGCGGCGACAGCGAUUACCUGAUGACCAGGAGAAUGCCCCGCCAGGGUCCUGAGAUCUGCACCGAGUAUAUUAGGAGUCGUCCCCUAGCGAGUAAUCAGUUUUGCGCCGGCAACAUGAAAAACAAUAUGUGCAACGGCGACGGCGGCGGUCCGCUGGGGGCAAUGGUUCGGAUCGGAAAUCAAACGCGUUUCGUCCAAGUCGGCAUUGCCAGCUAUACGAACCGGCAUUGUACCCUUGCCGCCGUUUUCACGGACGUCCUGAGCCACGUGGACUGGAUUCUCAAGGUGGUGCGAAAUCAUGGCGAUGGUCAGCCUGCGCCACAGCAAGCUUGAUCGAGGCAACCGCAAGGGAGAGUUCAAUCACAAUGAAGGCGUUCUCUGGUGGAGGAGAGCAACCAAUUAAUUAAUUUGAGUCAAAAGUGUGCAAAGCAGUCAAGCAUUUAUUUCCGACCCUAUAAAUCGUAUAUAUUCUUGAUCAGCAUCA